UGCCCUUGGUGGAGAGCAUAUUUGAAGCCCUUUGAUUGCGUUACAAGGCAUCAUUUUAGCUCUUUCGGCGCCCUUCUAGUGCUGAUUCCCUCAGCGUGGUUAACCCCACCAACUGCACGCUACGGUUCUGCCCGACUACGCUACGCUACAGCUCUAAUCAACUAACACAAAGGAUCGCUCUUGCAAUUUCGUAUCUCUGUAGGUAAUUUCAUAUGUCGGGAAGUUGGCAGAAUCGUUUCAAAAGGCAAAAUCUUUCAAAAAUUCUAUUCCUUCACGCGGUUGGAUGCGGCGUUUUCUGAAACGUCAUCCAGAGCAAGCGAAAAGAACGGCGAACAAUAUCGCUAAGAAAAGAGCGAUAACUGAAGCCGGUGUACGGGAAUGGUUCCAUAAUGUAAAUGAUCAUUUGUUGCAAAACCAUGUCGAAGAUGUCCUGACUGAUCCAACUAGAAUCUUUAACAUGGAUGAGACGGCAUUCUUUCUUGUACCACGCAAGCAACGAGUGCUUGCAGCAAAAGACUGUAAGGCAGUUCAGGCAUUGUCAGCAAACAGCGACAAAGAAAAUUAUACGGUCUUAAUUUCGGGAUCAGCCGCUGGGAAUCUCGUACCACCACUGAUAUUGUUUCCUUACAAAUCCAGGAUUCCAGCUAGCAUCACAAACAGUGUUCCGAAAGGUUGGGCGGUUGGUCGCUCGGACUCAGGAUGGAUGAACUCGGACGCUUUUUAUGAGUUUAUUUCUGCAGUAUUCUACCCAUGGGCUGUCAAACAAAAUGUUAAGUUUCCUAUUCUUUUGUUUGUUGAUGGCCACUCUUCCCACACGUCAUUUGAAACAGUAGAAUUUUGUAAAACCAAAAAAAUUAUCUUGGUAUCCCUGUUCCCAAAUGCUACUCACGUGAUGCAGCCUUUAGAUGUAGCUUUUUUUGCGCCCUUUAAAAAAUCAUGGCAGGAGGAGCUGAACAAGUGGCGCUUCGAAAAUAAUGGCGCGAUGAUUUCAAGAGCCGAUUUUGCUCCACUUCUAGAGAAAGCUAUAGAUAGAAUGGCAAACAAGGAAGCGUCAUUGAUCAAUGGGUUUCGUAAAUGUGGCUUAUAUCCUUUCGAUGCGAAUGCACUAGAUUACGAAUUAUUUCCUAAACCUUUCGAUAGACCUUCAUCCCUCACAGAAAAUGUACCAUCCGCUGAUGACUGUCAAGCCCCAGAGAUGGAUAGAAAUUUGCACUUCAUGCAGAUGAUGAACAAAAAGUUGACACCAGAGAAGCUAUCUCUAUUUCGAGAACAGCGUAAUAAUCUUAUCUGGUCAGGACCAGUGGAGGAUACAACAAUGUUUUAUUUUUGGCGUAAUACGAUGGAUGAGAUCGAAGGCCUCCCGGAAUUCAUAAUAAUCGAUGCACCGUUUGUCAUGAUAGAAGGAGAUCACGCUUCAUUCGCCGACGAUUCCGCUAAUUCAUUGAAUAAUGAAGCGACUAAUACGACAGAAGAUUCGUCUUUCAUCAAUGUUCCUGGACCCGAUGUGUCCGAUUUUAGCAACAACUUAAGCCAUGAUUCAGAAAAACCAGAAGCAGAAGCAGAAUUAUGUGAACCAUAUCAAGAAACGACCCGGGUAGAAACCGAGCCAAAUCACCUUGGUAAUAUCUCCAAUACUCAUAUGGGAGUUGUAGGAAACAGACAGAAGAAAACAAAACGGAAAUUUCUAGCUGUAGCCACCAGCGAAGGAUGGGCCGAAAUAUACAUACAGGGAGAACAAGAGAAGAUGGAAAAAGAGAAUGCAAAAAAACGACGAAUUGAGGAGCGAGAAAACAAAAAAAAGAUUCGACUAGAGGAACAGAGAAGAAAGUUGGAAGCUAGGAAGCAAAAAGAGGUAUUGAGGAAGCAAAAGAAGGCAUUGAAAAAACCAGCGGCGGCAAAGAAUACCAAGCAGAAACAGAACACGAGCAACUGA
Molecule: messenger RNA, 1933 nt
Organism: Wyeomyia smithii (pitcher-plant mosquito)
Lineage: Eukaryota; Metazoa; Arthropoda; Insecta; Diptera; Culicidae
Exons: 3
Coding region: 284-1933 (549 amino acids)
Cellular component (GO): nucleus
Molecular function (GO): DNA binding
Source: RefSeq, a predicted model, not a curated record